UGCUUCUGUGGCUGUGCAGUCAGAGAGUUGCUGGUUGUUAAUGUAGUAUCUACUAAAAUCCUCAUUCCUAGGGAUCCCCAAAAGUCCCAGUUGAUCUUGACCGUCCAAAUCCCACACCGAAUGGCUCUCAAUUGAGUGCACCUGCUGCCUAUCUUUUUUUCCCUUUUCAAUAUUUUGCUUCCAUGCAUGGAAUUCUCCUCCAACUUCAACACUAAAACAAAUAAGAGAUACUUUGGAGAGAGAAAAGAGAAAGAGUCAUGGUUGUGUUGUGCUUUGAUUGUUCUUUCACAUAGAGAAAGCCUGUUCAUCGCCCAUCAUUUUGUACCCAUAUUUCUUCCUUUUCUUCUUAAAAAUAGCUCUGAUUUUCGUUUCGCAGUAAAACACCCCUAUUAAAUUCCUUAUAGAGGCUCUAAUGUGUGUACUUGAGAAAUGGGAUUUGGAUGGCCUUUUCUUUAGGUGGGUCUGAUCUUUGCACUUUAACAAACUGUCACAUCUCUCCACUCCUUUUUAUUCCCUUGAUCAAUCAACGGUACCAAAGCAGCAAAUUUCGUGAUCUGUUUUACCUGCUAUUUGAUCUGGAUUUGACCCUGUCCUGUUCUCUUCAUUCACCGGAUGGGCGCCUUUCUUUGGUUAAAUGCAGCUCGUUUUUUGAAGAUUGAGGUAACAUUGAUUUUGUUAUUCUUGGUGUGUUAAUUUGAUUAGAUCAAUCCAUGGAAGCAAAUCAAAAGAACAACUUUGUUUGCAAGUUUUGCAACAAAAGAUAUCCCUGUGGCAAGUCUUUGGGUGGUCAUAUUAGGAUCCAUUUGAAUGCUAAUGGAACUUCUUCAACUGAUGAAGAAGCUAAGGUUCAGGUAAGCAAGACCGAAAGCAACAGCAAGCAAAUCUCUGUGUCUGAAGCUGUUGGUCAGCCUGGUUAUGUUCUCAGAGACAAUCCCAAGAAAACGAGCAGGUUUGUGGGGGAUUCAAGCAAUACUACUUCACUGCCAGAAAAGGUUUGUAAAGAAUGUGGUAAAGGGUUUCAAUCACUGAAAGCACUGUGUGGUCACAUGGCUUGUCAUUCUAAGAACUACUUUCAAGACCAGUCGGGGACUACUGAGAAGUUGAAAGAAAUAGUUUCGGACAACCAGUCAGAUAGUGAGGCAACUGAUCCAAGUAAGCCAAGGAGAUCCAAACGAAUGAGGUACAAGACUAUUGAUGUUUACACUACUUCAUUAUCCUUGGCAAAUGCUGCUUCUUUAUCCUCUGCAUCUGACAUAGAGCAAGAGCAAGAGGAGGUGGCUAAGUGUUUGAUGAUGUUGUCCAAGGACUCUGGCUUCAAAGGUUGUUUUAGUUCUCUUGCAGAUUCUUCGGAUAACAAUUCUGUGGUUUUAGAGGGUAAAUCAUCAUCUACGAAGACGAGGAUUAACGUAAAUAACGCUGUUGAUUUUGUGUCUAGCGGUAUCGAGUCGUUGGAGAUGAAGAAAUCAAUGCAGAGGGGGUUAAUUUCUACUGAAAAUGAUCAGUCUGAGAAUUCUGAUUCCGGAUAUUUUAGGAAUGGUCCCAAGAAGGUUGAAUCAGAUGUUUCUGUUCAUGGGUUCGCUAGGAAUGAUGGAAUCAAGAAGUAUGAAGUGGAAUUUGGUUCUAGUUUUGACGAUGAUAUUGAUGCUGAAUCAGGGAAAAGAAUAAGCAGGUUUAGGCGUGUUAGAACUCGACUAGGGAAGGAUUUCAUUGAGGAAGAUUUAUAUGAUCAAGCUGACGGGGCUUCGAUGGAUUCACAAAAGAGAUGCAAGAAUGAGUCAUAUGAAUUUCUUAGCAGCAGGAGGGGCAAAUGUGUUCCUCUUGGGGGACGCAGAGCCAGCCAUAACAAGACUAAUGGCUGCAGUGAUUCAAUAUAUGAGAGCGGCGAGAACAGUGUAGAUACUGACUAUGUGCCCAAUCCAAUUCCUAAUAGUAGUAGGAUGAUUCAAUCUAGAAGUGGAAAAACUCCAAUUGAGCAGAAUUCUUCUGGCAAUGCAGAGAAAAAUUUGGGGUUGAAAAAAGGAAAACUACACGAAUGUCCUUUCUGUCCCAAGGUUUUCCGAUCAGGUCAAGCUUUGGGCGGCCAUAAGAGGUCCCACUUUGCUGGGGCGGCCAGGGAUAGAACUGUGCUAAUUAAGCAAGAUGCGCCUGAGAUAUCGAUGCGUGGGCUAAUUGAUCUUAAUCUUCCUGUUUCUGUUGAGGAAGAGGCAGGUGGGUUUGGGCCGUGGUAAUUCAUGAAUUUCUGCAAGUUAGUCAGUCGGAUCUCCAAACGGGAACUUUUUGCUCCUGGUUUUUUAUGAAGAUGCUAGUGACGUGACUGCUUCAGUGUACAGACAAGGUGAAUGCUUCUGGUUCCUUUGCUUCUGAUUCAAGGAUGUCUUGCUAUGGUAGCUAUUCCAUUGGUUGUUUAUGCAGAUGUAAGAAGCAGUUGUUUGUUACUAUUAUUAUUAUUAUUAUUAUUAUCGCUGCUGUUAUUUUUUGUUGUAGUUCUAAGAGGUUCUUUUGAUA
Populus euphratica (Euphrates poplar) is the source of this 2505-nucleotide messenger RNA. RefSeq lists its product as uncharacterized. The coding region runs from base 711 to 2228 and encodes 505 amino acids. NCBI's taxonomy places the organism in Eukaryota, Viridiplantae, Streptophyta, Magnoliopsida, Malpighiales, Salicaceae. The transcript has a single exon. The record is from RefSeq and is a predicted model, not a curated record.